AUGCCUGAGGCUCAGCCAGAGCAAGUACUAACAGCUUCAGUAGCCCUCCCCAGCAGUGUUAGGAAUGAAGGUACAAGUUUUUGUAUCAAAUGUUAUUAAUAUUUCACUCUUUUAAUGAUGAAAGUAUGUUAUUCUUCAGAACAUCCCUUAUUCCCAGAUGGAUGGCUUAAGACAUUACCUAAAGCUGACCACCUGUGGGUGUCUCAGGCCUUAUUUACAACAAACAAUAAGGGAAAAGCAAAGUUGGACUUUAGCAGGUGAACUGACAUAUUGAUUGUUAUUUUUUCAAUGCAAUAAAUGUUAGAGAACAAUUUAAGAACUCUUUAUCAUUAGCCAUUACAGUAUUACUGUAGAUAUGAAAAAAUAUAUUUUUUAAUUAUAUGUGACUCUUUAUUUCUUUUAUUAUUAUUAUUUCUUACUAUUCUUUACUACUUUUUGUUAUUGUAUAUUGAUAUACUCUAUGUUAUAUACAAGCUUACUAUUACAGUCUUUUCUAACUACAGUGUAUUUACUCUUCUUUAGGGUCAACAAGUUAUGGUGGGAUCCCCCUCAGCCAUCUUUUAUAAGCACAGAACCACCUCAACUUGACAGAUACUUUGCACAACGGCUGCUACUUUGGAUGCCGCGUAAGCUUUGGAAAGUCACUCUGUAUUGCCCACACGAAGGCUGCGACAGGAAACUACUCACCAGUGCUGGGCUAUACAGUACUGUGAGGCAAGUUAUAGACAUUGACAGCAACUAUAACCUUGCUGCGGAGUACUUAGAGUGUAGGCAUUGCAAGAGAAAAGUUAUCAGCUGGAGCCCUGAGAUUAUAAAACAACUGGAUACUGGCCAUCAACUUCAGUCCCCAGUUUUGUUAACCUACCAGUAUGCUUGUGAUGUCCGAGUUAUCAGACUGUUGAGAAACAGGGGCCUUGGCAACAGCUCAAUGCAAUUACAAAAGAAGCUUACUGAAGAGCACAGUGAAAAGUGGCUCCAAAAGUCAGCCCAGUAUCUGACUGACUGCAAAUACUUUGCCAAUGCAUUCAAAAGUGGGCUCACUGGUCCCCUUAACUUUCAAGAGCCUCCAGAAUUUGUACCAGUGCCAAAGUACAAGUGGCUGCUCACAGUGUAUGCCCUAGACAUCAUGGCCAGAAUGGACUAUGUUAAAGCAUCCAUCACCUCUGUCUAUGGAAGAAUAUUGAAAAUGGACUCUACUAAGAAAAUUGUGAGAAAACUUGCAGGAGGUAGUGCUGGUACUGCUUCCUGGGCCACUAGUGUUGGAAAUGAAAAUGGACAAGUGCUCAUGUCAGUGAUGACUGUCAAUGAAGGAACUGGGUUGGAAAACAUGGCAAAUGGACUAAUGAGAAGAUAUUCUUUAGAUGGUGUCUCACCUCCUGAGGUCCUUUAUGUUGACAGAGAUUGUUGUUCCACAGGCAAGGCUAAGAAGCUAUUCUCACUCUGGGACAAUUUAGUGAUCCGCCUUAAUAUUUGGCACUUUAUGAGAAGAAUUGCUGCUGGAUGUAACGCAGAGGCCCAUCCACUCUAUAGUGUGUUUGUCAGUCGUCUAUCACAAUGCAUCUUCCAAUGGAGUAAAGAAGAUCUGGAUUUAUUGAAGUCUGCCAAAAGAGGUCAAUUGCAGAUUCAAGGUGUUGCUGACCCUUCUGAUGCAGCCAUUAUUGAAAAGAUUACACGGAGAGAAUUGGCUCGACAUUGCCGUAGGAGAACUAGGGGAAUUGUUGACACUACUGCAAUGAUUUACGAUCUAUUACUGACAUUUACUGGUCCCCAGGGAUGCGAUACUACUGGAGUACCUUUGCUUGACAAGACCCGUGUAUGGGAAAUAUGGGACAACCAAAAGCACCACAUUCCAUGCAUCCAGGACCCUGAGGGGGUGCAACUGUAUACCAAAACCGGGGUCUUGACUGAAGGUGGUGUUCAACUUCCAACUUAUAGAUGUGCAAGAGGUUCAACAUCUUUGGAGUCAUUCCACCUGCAUAUUAAUAAAUUCAUACCAGGUAACAAUAUCUGUGUAAAAAACGUUUACGUUUUUGAUUGAAAACUUAACAUGUCCCAAAUACUACAGUCUAUAACACUGUUUUCAUUUAUUUUAGGUACUUCAGCAAGUGACAUUCAUUUUCAAGCUUACUUGUUAGAUGGCCUGAUGAGGUGGAAUUCUGAUCAUGCUUCUGCUGCAGUUUCAAGUACUGAAUUAGAACCAGAAAGCUACAGUGGAUUAUUAAUACAUGCUGUGAAUAAGCUAAGUGAAGAUGUCCUUGGUAAGAAAGUCAAGCCCAAUGUUCAGAAUAUUGGAAUCUAUACAGGUGAAAUGAUAGGAGUUGAGUAUCUCUUCAAUCAGACUGGUGAGAUUCUCAAGGACAACACCCUAGUAGAUGAAGAUAUGACACAACAGGAGGAAGAACCUCUCUCAGAUGUUAACCCAGACCAAAUAGAUGAAGGAUCUAAUGAAGAUGAAGAUGAGACAAUUGCACCUGCAGAGCAGGUGUUUACUGUGCCUUUUGGUAAUGAAAGAGGUAAGUGUGCAUUGUCCACAAAAUCUGCCUUUCCUGAAUUUUAAACUGAAAAUGUGAAUUUAAAUUUAGACUCAGAUGCUGCCAGUACUUCUGAUGAAGACUCUGCUGAGCUUGCUGAAAGUGAUGCAGAGGUAAGUUUAUAGUAUUAUUUUGUAGUACUUUAUACAAGGAAUCAGGAAGUAAACUCUGAAUAAUUACAAUUAAUUUGUUCAUAGGACUCUGCUGGGCCUGACAACAUUCAGGGAUAUGGAGAAGUUCAGGCUUAA
Messenger RNA from Pocillopora meandrina, 2779 nucleotides. Lineage: Eukaryota; Metazoa; Cnidaria; Anthozoa; Scleractinia; Pocilloporidae. The record is from the annotation of a GenBank genome assembly.